Messenger RNA from Falco peregrinus (peregrine falcon), 522 nucleotides. RefSeq names its product WD repeat domain 83 opposite strand (gene WDR83OS). Gene Ontology annotation, biological process: protein insertion into ER membrane. The transcript has 4 exons. Gene Ontology annotation, molecular function: protein folding chaperone. Bases 134 to 439 code for a protein of 101 amino acids. The record is from RefSeq and is a predicted model, not a curated record. Lineage: Eukaryota; Metazoa; Chordata; Aves; Falconiformes; Falconidae. Gene Ontology annotation, cellular component: endoplasmic reticulum membrane.
GCAGUGUCCGCACCCGCCGCCGCGGCAGCUCGGGGCGGGGGGGCCGGGGCCGCGGGAAGGCCAUGGCGUGGCCGGCACCGGGACCGGCACCGGGGCCUCUUCCGGCGGCGGCGGAAGCGGGCGGCGGGGCGGCAUGGCGGAUCCGCGGCGGCCGGCGCGGGUGGCCAGGUACAAGCCACCGGCCAGCGAGACUAACCCGGCGCUGGAGGACCCGACGCCCGACUACAUGAACCUGCUGGGGAUGGUCUUCAGCAUGUGUGGGCUCAUGCUCAAGCUGAAGUGGUGCGCCUGGAUUGCCGUCUACUGCUCCUUCAUCAGCUUCGCCAACUCCCGCAGCUCCGAGGACACCAAGCAGAUGAUGAGCAGCUUCAUGCUCUCCAUCUCAGCCGUGGUGAUGUCCUACCUCCAGAACCCCCAGCCCAUGUCCCCCCCUUGGUGAUUACCCCCGGGAGGAUGCUCACUGUGUGGACGGGGGUGGGGGGUGUAAUAAAGCAGGGGGACAAUAAACGGGGCGCUGGGGCA